AUGGCGCUUGCGUAUUUUGCAGGGGUUCAGCCACACAGGCCCAGCAUUGACACCCGUGGAAGUUCUGGUUGCAAUCAUGGCAUGUUCCCUGAGAAGGAUGGAUUGCACUUAAGCAGGUGGAGCAAGUGCCUCUUCCUCUCCCUCUUUAUGAGAACAAUAAUUCAAGCUAUUGAUGCUUUCCCUAAUCUGGUUGAUUUUGUGAUGGGUAUACUCUCCAAGCUUGUCGGUAGGCAGGUAUGGAAGAUGCCCAAGUUAUGGCCUGGGUUUAUGAAAUGCCUGUCUCAGACACCACCGCACUCUUACAAUGUCUUACUGCAGUUACCUACACCCCAGCUUGAGAUUUGUCUCAAUAGAUAUGGCAAUAUUAGAAGUCACCUCGCGGCAUAUGUCAAUCAACAGAACAUAGGAGCUUCUCUGCCAAGGACAACACUGAAAGCUCUCGGCCUUGUCAACGAGCGUGGGCCACUCCCAUUUGGUCAGGCCAACAUGCAUGCAUCGGAGACAAGCUCAUCAAUUCAUGGCCCAGCCCCUACGUAAUGCUCGAAAAUAAAGUCUUGGUUCAUGACCCAGGACUCAAAAAUUUCAAAAUGGAAAAGGAAGCUGCCUAAUUCUGGGAGACAAAAACGUGCUCUUUGAAAGAUUACUAUUUUUUUGUGAGACAUGCUCAGGAUGUUUCCAGGCACCAGACGAGCUUAAGAAGCGACAAAAGAUCGUCCGGGUUCGAGUUCUAACACUACCAGUAAUGCAUGCAUGCUCACACCAAAACAGUAGAAGAUCUCAUUGAUGAUAAACAAAGGCUUUGCCAUCCUUAAGAAGGCACUUACCAUUGGCAGCAGUUGCAGCAGUGGGUGUACAAUUACUUAGUGUAUUAAUGUACUCUUCUUGAUAAGUUGUAUUUUUUUUUUGUUUAUUAUUUUUAUUAAUUUUUCUUUUUCCAUUUGCUAUACCUGCUCAUAACCUUCUCUU
Molecule: messenger RNA, 966 nt
Organism: Dioscorea cayenensis subsp. rotundata (Guinea yam)
Lineage: Eukaryota; Viridiplantae; Streptophyta; Magnoliopsida; Dioscoreales; Dioscoreaceae
Product: symplekin-like
Exons: 7
Coding region: 1-537 (178 amino acids)
Source: RefSeq, a predicted model, not a curated record